GGGCUCGCUUGACGGCAGACGAGCAGACCCUUUACGUGACGUUUGCGACAUCACACGACACUUGUCGGCACCCCUCCACUGUACUUAACCGGCCUCGCUUGACGGCAGGGGAGCAGCUUCUUUACGUGACGUUGGCGACAUCCCUCGGCGCUUGACGGCACCCAUUCACUGUGUCGCGAACCUCAUUGCGCGACGUUUGCGACAGUCGGCGGCGCUUUACGCCCGGGGGAUGUGUGGGGCGGGCAGUGUAGGCCCGAACCGGGUGCGGGUGCCGGUUCCGGUCCGUCCGUGACCCGGUGCCCCCGUGACCUCCCGGUGACCCCCCGGUGCCCCCGUGACCCCCGGUUCCGGUUCCGCCAUGCACGAUGCCGUUGUCGGUACCGUGGCCGUUUCCGGCGGCGCCGCCUCUGUCCUGGUCCCUCGCGAGCCGCCUCGUGACCGGCCUGGUGGGCACGUACAGCUGCGUGUGGACACGGUACCUGAACCGCCUGCGGGUUCACAACGCUGAGGUCCUGCACCAGCUGGUUGAGGGCCGCGGGCCCCGCACCCCCCUGCUCACCCUGUCCAACCACCAGUCCUGCAUGGACGACCCCCACCUCUGGGGUUCCCUGAAGCUUCGCCACGUUUGGAGCCUGCACAAGAUGCGCUGGACCCCCACGGCCGCUGACAUCUGCUUCACACGGGAGCUGCAUUCGCUCUUCUUCAGCCUCGGCCGCUGCGUCCCAGUGUGCAGGGGGGAUGGCGUUUACCAGCGCGGGAUGGAUUUCAUCCUGGACAAGCUCAACCAAGGGGACUGGGUGCACAUGUUCCCUGAAGGCAAAGUGAACAUGGGGCAGGAGUUCGUGCGCUUCAAGUGGGGCAUCGGGCGUCUCCUGGCCGAGUGCAGCCUCGACCCAGUCGUCCUGCCCCUGUGGCAUGGGGGCAUGAACGACGUCCUGCCCAACACCCGCCCCUACGUGCCCCGUGUGGGGCAGCGGAUCACAGUGGUUGUGGGGCGACCGUUCAGCGUCCGGCCCCUACUGGAGCGGCUGAGGGCUGAGGGCACAUCAACGCUGGAGAUAAGGAAAGCGCUGACGGACUUUGUGCAGAGGGAGUUUGAGGCGCUGCGGGGCCAGGCCCGGGUGCUGCAUUGCGCCCCAUAGCCUGCACUGUGCCCCAUAGAGGAGCAGAUGGGUCCGCCCCACACCCAGGGGGCUGCGCCCCACAGGACGGCGGCCCCAUAACUUCGCGAUGGACAGACUGCCCCAUGGCCCUGCAGCACUAUGGGGCGCAGGUGAAGGACAGAGCAAUGGACAUCCUGCCCCAUAGCGCGCCCCACACCCACUGCCUGUGCACGGUGCCAAUAAAGGGGGUGAACCUCAGUGGGCUCCGUUUUGGGGGGCAGAGGACACAAA
Molecule: messenger RNA, 1394 nt
Organism: Melopsittacus undulatus (budgerigar)
Lineage: Eukaryota; Metazoa; Chordata; Aves; Psittaciformes; Psittaculidae
Gene: TAFAZZIN
Product: tafazzin, phospholipid-lysophospholipid transacylase
Exons: 10
Coding region: 366-1142 (258 amino acids)
Biological process (GO): inner mitochondrial membrane organization; cardiolipin acyl-chain remodeling
Cellular component (GO): mitochondrial membrane
Molecular function (GO): 1-acylglycerophosphocholine O-acyltransferase activity
Source: RefSeq, a predicted model, not a curated record